GUUUGGGAUACCUUAUCAAUGAUGACAUUUGGUGCAAUCAGUACAACAAUAAAUGUUGAAUUUGAAGAUGUUCGAUUUUUGCGAGCUACAACAAUUUCAACGGGCCAAAAAGUCGAUUUAAACAUAAUGAUUCACUAUGGCAAUGGUCAAUUUGAAAUCAGCGAAAAUGCAGUCACUGUAGUAUCUGGAAUAGUUCGUAAUGUUGAAACCGCAGGGCCAAAUAAUGAAGAGGUCGAAAAUUUCAAAGGUGGUUUUAAUGUCCUUGAGAAGAAAGACUUCUACAAAGAGCUUCGAUUGCGUGGUUAUCACUACCAGAAUUUAUUCCAGGGUGUCGAAAAAGCACAAGGAGAUGGAUUGAAAGCGAUUAUUAAAUGGAACAAAAACUGGCCAUGCUUCUUAGAUACAAUGCUUCAAUUGAUUAUAUUGGCAAAAGAUUCGCGUUCGUUAUAUUUGCCAACUCGGAUUCGACGAAUUCGAAUUGAUUCCAAAAAACAGAGAGUUGCACUGAACAGCACCUGUGACGCAUUGCUGGUCGCAUCGUAUGAUCCCGAAAUAAAGAUGAUUAAAUGCGGUGGAGUGGAAAUCUGUGACAUGAGUGUGAAUGUGAUUGCGCGUCGCAAACCAACGGGCUCAGAAGUCUUCGAGUCAUAUCGGUUCUUACCGUUAGUCCCAAGUGAAACUCUAACCAUUGCCAAUGGCGUUCAUGUUUUAACUCAGAUCAUCACUGAAAAUUUGAUCAACCUACCAAAAUUGAAAAUCAUUGAAAUCCAUUCGAAAAAUGUUGCGCCAAUCAUACCGUUGUUCGAUGAAUCAAUCGCAAAAAGUCCCCUCAUCAAAGGUGAUUUACGAUUUCUGACCGAACAACCAGAUCUUUUCUUCGAAAAUGUUAUAUCAUUGAGAAACACACGAGUUUCCGCUUUGAAAGGUUACACUCUAACAAUCGCAAUGGAUAAUGCUACGAGCCAAGUGGAAGAGGUUCUUAAAUCGAUUGGAGAGCAAUCAUUCUUACUUGUGCGAAAAAGUGGAAAUGCCACAUUCACUGAAGUACCAACGGAUUUCAAUAUGAUUACGGCCAUUCCGACCGAAAACGAAACGUUGGUACUGCUUCAACGUAAACCAGCUGCGAAACCCGUCGAUACACCCGUUGUUGUUGUAGAGGUAUUAUCAACAGACUAUAAUUAUAAAUGGCUCGAAGUGGUCAAAGCCAACAUUAAAACGGGUCCUGUAUUGCUUGUUGCUCAAAAUGAUCAAACACCCGGUUUAUUGGGACUUGUGAAUUGUCUGCGACGUGAACCAGGUGGAGAGAAUGUUCGUUGUGUCAUCAUUAUGGAUCGGUUGUUACCGAAAUUUGAUUUCGAUAAUAGUUUGUAUGCGUCUCAGUUGGAGCUAGGAUUGGCGGUGAAUGUUUAUCGUAAUUCGGUUUGGGGAACUUAUCGAUAUUUUGAACUAAAACCAAGCCUACAAGAGACCACACGCUUGGAUCAUGUGUAUGCCAAUGUCCAGAGAAUUGGUGAUUUGUCAUCGUUCGAUUGGUUUAAUGGAUCGCUGAAACCAACCGUAGAUAGAUUAGUGAACGUUCAUUAUUCGUCGAUUAACUUCCGAGAUGUGAUGUUGGCUUCCGGUCGACUUUCAUUGGAAUUUUGUCGUGGUUCUCGCAUCGAAGAUGAUUGUGUACUUGGAUUGGAAUUCUCUGGAAUCAAUUCGAAUGGUGAUCGUGUGAUGGGAAUGGUUAAAUCAGGAUCAAUGGCAACACAGGUAUUAUCACAGGAGCAUUUAACAUGGAUCAUUCCCGAAGAUUGGUCAUUACGUGAUGCUGCUACAAUUCCAGCCGUUUAUAUCACCGUUUAUUAUGCAUACUUCUUUGGAAAAUCUGUUAUGCGUAACAAUUCGAUUUUGAUUCAUGCGGGUAGUGGUGGAAUUGGCUUGGCAGCAAUUCGGAUAGCUCUAGCCUAUGGUCUGGAAGUUUUUACAACUGUUUCGACGCAACAAAAGCGAAAGUUUAUUUUGGGCUUGUUCCCGCAACUUAAAGAGGAAAAUAUUGGUAAUUCACGUGAUUGUUCAUUCGAACAGUUGGUGAUGCGACGUACCAAAGGUCGAGGAGUUGAUUUCGUAUUAAAUUCACUAUCGGAUGAUAAACUGGCAGCAUCAGUUCGUUGUUUGGCCCGAGGUGGCACAUUUCUGGAGAUCGGAAAAUUCGACAUCAUGAAUAAUUCGUCGCUGGGAAUGAGUGCAUUCCAAAAUGAAACAACAUUCAGAGCCGUGUUUGCCGAUAAUUUAAUUGAUAUGCCCGAAGAACGUAAAAUUAUCUAUGAAUUGAUUGACAAAGAUUUGAGAACGGGAAUCAUUCAACCACUUCAUUCGACUGCAUUCCAAGUCAAUGAAAUUGAACAGGCUUAUCGUUACAUGAGCACGGGUAAACAUGUUGGAAAAGUGAUGAUUCAAAUGCGAGAAUUAGAGCAUUCAUUAGCGUCAGUUCCAAUUAAAGUAAAUCCAAAGCUUUACUGCAAACCAGAUUUAGUUUAUAUUGUAGCGGGUGGUUUGGGUGGCUUUGGAUUGGAAUUUUGCGAUUGGCUUGUAGUUCGUGGUGCUAGAAAUUUGGUUCUCAAUUCAAGACGUGGAAUCACCACCACAUAUCAAGCAUAUAGAAUUAGUCUAUGGGAGUCAUAUGGUUGUCAAGUGGUUGUGAACACAGCCGACAUUGGUUCUUAUCAAGGUGCCAAGAGUUUGCUUGUCGACUCAUUAAUAUACGGCCAAAUUGGUGGUAUUUUCAAUUUGGCUGUUGUACUUCGCGACAGUAUUUUGGAUAAUCAAAGUGUCGAGAAAUACCGAGAAUGCAUAGCUCCAAAAGCCAUUGCAACCAGAUACUUCAAUGAAUUAUCGCGAAUUUUAUGCCCGAAGUUGGAACAUUUUGUUGUUUUCUCAAGUGCAUCAAGUCGUGGCAAUGCUGGUCAGUCAAAUUACGGAAUGGCAAAUUCAAUCAUGGAACGAAUCAUUGAACAGCGUGUACAGGAUAAAUUACCAGGCAAAGCAAUCCAAUGGGGUGCAAUCGGUGAAGUUGGCCUCGUCGCUGAAAUGUCAAAAGGAAAAGACAUUGAAGUUGCAGGAACGCUACAACAACGGAUUAGCUCGUGUUUAAAUGCAUUGGACCUUCUACUCACAUCACCACAAGCUGUUGUUUCCAGUGUGGUUGUGGCUGAUAAAAGUGGCGGUGAAAUGGGUCAAGACGGUCAAUUGACGCUCAUCAAAAGUGUCAUGAAAAUUAUGGGCAUUCGCGAUAUUAAGGCAAUUUCGAAAAAUGCUUCAUUGGCCGAAUUGGGCAUGGAUAGCUUAAUGUCGGUUGAAAUCAAACAAGUGCUGGAACGUGAAUUUGAUGUGUUUCUUACAGCGCAACAGCUACGCUCAGUCACAUUUGCCAAAUUGGAAGAACUCUCGGGUACUGGUGCUGGCGGAAAACUUGAAACCGAAGAACCCAGCAAACAUAAAAUACCAACAAAGAAAUUAUUUGAAAAUUUAGGCGAUGAAAGUGUUAGCGGCGUUACACUCUUACCUAUAAAUAGUCUCAAAGGAAAAUCCCCACAAAUUGUUUUCGUUCCAGGUAUCGAAGGUGUUGCUAGUCCAACGUGGCAUGGUCUCGGCGCAAAUAUGAAAACACCUAGUAAAGUUCUCCAAUUCAUGAAGUCACAACAUUUAACUGAUUUGAAUGCGGUCGUAAACUCAGUAUUCGAUGAGGUGUAUCAAAUUUUUUCCAAUCAAGCGGAAUAUUGUAUUGUAGGCCAUUCGUUUGGCUCAUUGAUUGCAUUAAAAGUAGCCUCAAUGCUUGAGAAAUUAGGCAAAGUGGGGCGUGUAAUUUUGAUUGACGGUUCACCCGAAUACUUGUUUAGAUUAUCAGAAGGAUUACAUCGAUCUACCCAGACUGGAAAUCAUGAAAAUGAUCUUAUUAUGAUAUUAUUCACUCAUUUCUGUAGUUCAGAGUUUCUCGAUGAUUUUAUUAAAAAACUACAAGCUUGCGAUAAUUUGUCGUUAAAAAUCGAUUUGAUCAGCACGUAUAUGUCAACUGAAUUCAAAACCAAUUAUUCGAAAAAAUAUAUAAACGACAUUACUGUGGCUAUUUUGAAUCGACUGAAAAUUAUCAUGAGCAUGAGCGAAAACAAAGACGCAAUGUACGGCAUUAUGGAUGUAAAAUUGAAAUCACCAAUCACAUUAAUUCGACCCACACAGGCUUCGUUUGCCGAUAUUGUUGAAGAUUAUGAUCUACGAAAGUAUUCGGAACAAGAAAUAACCAUCAAAUAUAUAGAAGGACAUCAUUUAUCUGUGCUCGAAAAUAUCGAACUCACAAACAUUCUGAAUAAUAUAUCUUCACAAUAUACAAAUGCAUCGUAACAUCAUGAGUUGAAUUACGGGUUACUGGCGGGAUAUUAAGGUUAACUUAUAGUGAAUGGAAGCCGAUGGAAGCUUAAUUUAUAUUUUCUAAGUAAGAUGUAUUAAGAGUAAUAAAUGUAACAAAAAUAAAAUGUCUUACAUCCGUAAGAUGAACUUUUCCGCACUGUCA
This is a messenger RNA of Contarinia nasturtii (swede midge), 4549 nucleotides long. Its product is annotated as fatty acid synthase-like. The annotation marks the transcript as partial. The record is from RefSeq and is a predicted model, not a curated record. NCBI's taxonomy places the organism in Eukaryota, Metazoa, Arthropoda, Insecta, Diptera, Cecidomyiidae. The transcript has 9 exons. Gene Ontology annotation, biological process: fatty acid biosynthetic process. Gene Ontology annotation, molecular function: oxidoreductase activity; phosphopantetheine binding; fatty acid synthase activity.